Molecule: messenger RNA, 693 nt
Organism: Micromonas pusilla CCMP1545
Lineage: Eukaryota; Viridiplantae; Chlorophyta; Mamiellophyceae; Mamiellales; Mamiellaceae
Exons: 1
Coding region: 1-693 (230 amino acids)
Source: RefSeq, a predicted model, not a curated record
AUGAAACGCGCGAAGGAACGCGCGGUUUCGAAAAUCACCGCGGUGGACGCGAAAGUAAAACGAAACGACGUCGCGAUGGAGAACGACGCGAUGCGGAUAUACGACGACAGCUUCUCCAUGCGCGCGCGCGCGGAGGACACCCUGCUGAAUCGCGGGACGAUCGAACCGAUGGUGUCGGACACGAAACGCGCGUUGCGAGAGACGGAGGACGAAUGCAAACACGCCGUCCGACGACUCAACGCCGCGCUCGUCAACCUCGGCACCGCGAUCGCGCCCGCGCUCGACGUGAAAGAGCACAUAGACGCGGCGACGAAGGAAGAUCUGCUCCAUCUCACGGACGCGGUCGAGGUCAUCGAGUGGAAAGCCGCGGACAGGGCGGUGAUGGCGUGGGAGCGGUUCGUAGACGCGGCUUCCCGCGUGGAGGACCUUCUGCGACCGCGGGCGCGGGCGCGCGUGGUGUUGGAGGAAAAAAUAAAACGGCUUGAAGAAGGGCGUUUCGUGACGAUAGAAGAGGACGAGGAGAUGCGCGACCGCGGACGGAAAGAUGUCGUGAACAGAGUCCGAUUGAAGUUGCGGGGCGGCGGCGACGGCGGCGGCGGCGACUCGCCGUCCUCUGUCGACGGCGACGGCGACGUCUUGGACGAGGAGGACGUGCCGUCGCCGCCGACGAGCAAUCCGCCGCUUCGGGCGUAA